UUUGACACUGAAGUUUGAAACUAACGAGCUCCUAAUUUACUAUCUUGCAUUGCUACAAUAUCGUAUACUAAAUUUUUGAUCUACUUCAUUUGUAAAGUUUAGAUUCGAAGUCUCUAGGGUGAAUAAUAAUAAAAAAAUAUCUGGUUUUAAGUAAUUCAAGUAUUGUGAGCAAUAUGGUAACUAUAGUAAAUCUUAAAGGAUUUGAUGAGUUUGUUAGUUACACCGAAAAUAUAGAUCCAAAUGGUUCCAUUACUCUCUUCUACUUCAGCGGUUCGAAGACGAAUAAUGGGAAGAGUUGGUGUCCUGAUUGCGAAGUGGCUGAACCAAUAGUAAAAGCAUUUUUGGGUGAACUAAAGAAAAAUGUAACUUUUGUGUUUGUUGAUGUUGGUGAAAGAGAUUAUUGGAAAGAAAAAACAUGUCCAUUCCGAUUGGAUAGUCGAACAAGACUAAUGGUUAUUCCAACAAUAAUUAAAUGGAAAGGUGUUCAAAGACUUGAAGGUUCCCAGUGUAAUAAUAGGGAACUACUACAAAUGCUAUUUGAAGAUGAGGAUGAUUAAUUUUUUUUUAUUGAAUAUAUAAUAAUACACUAAUAAUGAUGAAUGAAUAUUUGUUAUAUUUGGUAUGUUACAGUACCUUUUUUUGUCCAUAACAUUCAAUGUUUAUGGAGUUUCAAUAUCUGUUAGUAUAUUUAUUGUUGUUCAUUGAUUUUAUAACACAUUAUAGUAUGUAAACUUAUAUGAACCUUAAAAAUAUAGGUGCAGAAAUAUCUUUUGUAAUACAAUAUUCAACCAAGGUAAUGGAAAUUAGACCAGUUUUUAUUAGGUUUAUAAAAUUACAUCCUUUUUUGAGAACUUUAUUGAUGGAGUUUCUUGUAUAAGUUAAAUAACUUCUUCAAUUGAUGAUGUAACAUGAAAUUCAAUAUCUAUUAUUGUUUUAUUUAUCAAAUGUGUAUA
Pieris brassicae (large cabbage white) is the source of this 953-nucleotide messenger RNA. RefSeq names its product thioredoxin domain-containing protein 17-like. NCBI's taxonomy places the organism in Eukaryota, Metazoa, Arthropoda, Insecta, Lepidoptera, Pieridae. Gene Ontology annotation, molecular function: protein-disulfide reductase [NAD(P)H] activity; DNA binding; zinc ion binding. The record is from RefSeq and is a predicted model, not a curated record. The transcript has 3 exons. Gene Ontology annotation, cellular component: cytosol. The coding region runs from base 174 to 557 and encodes 127 amino acids.